Ixodes scapularis (black-legged tick) is the source of this 1995-nucleotide messenger RNA. Its product is annotated as zinc finger protein 239. Bases 265 to 1398 code for a protein of 377 amino acids. Gene Ontology annotation, molecular function: DNA-binding transcription factor activity, RNA polymerase II-specific; RNA polymerase II cis-regulatory region sequence-specific DNA binding. NCBI's taxonomy places the organism in Eukaryota, Metazoa, Arthropoda, Arachnida, Ixodida, Ixodidae. The transcript is spliced from 3 exons. Gene Ontology annotation, biological process: regulation of transcription by RNA polymerase II. Gene Ontology annotation, cellular component: nucleus. The record is from RefSeq and is a predicted model, not a curated record.
UCUUGUGAAAAUGGCAGCGCCCGUAUGUUUUGAGCUCGGUGAGCUAAGCGUCCUUGGCAGCGCAUUAAACUGAAAAUGUUGCAGGCGUGUUAUGAGUAAGAACAAGAACUUAGCUGCCUAUCGUUCCGGCUAGUCCCGGCCGGUACGAGCAUGUUGCCCUGAACUGCCCUGACGCCAACACCCUGCUUGCUGGUCGAGCCCGGAGUCUUGUAGCUCCUCCAGAAACGGGAUUUUGACCGGCGCUAUUUCGAGCAUUCAAUUGGCAUGGCUGAGAGCAUGUUAUUCGUGCAGCUCAUCGUGCCCACUGAACAUUAUGAUGGACAAGUGAUUCAAGGGAGCACCGAGUUCCCAGUGACCACCGGGGAGGACAAGUUCAGGUGCUGCUUCUGUAGCCUAGCCACCGGAGAUCCACGCGAACUGGUCAGACACCUGUCUGACCUCGCUUGCCGACCGUUUGAGUGCCAACACUGUCCCAAGUCCUUUUCCAACAAGCGCACCUUCACGCGACACCAGAGGACGCAUGAAGAAGGAAGGCCUUUGAGGUGUCCGGUCUGUCCCGCUGCAUUCCGUCUAAACCGCGACCUGGCAAUUCAUGCACGAACACACACCGGUGAAAAGCCACACAGGUGCACAAUAUGUCCAAAGGCAUUCACUCAAAGCGCAAACCUUGCAACCCACUUGCGCAUGCACUCGGGCGAAAAACCUUACAAAUGCACAAUAUGUUCAAAAGUGUUUGCUCAGAGCUCGACCCUUGCGGACCACCUGCGGGUGCACACAGGAGAAAAGCCUUUCAACUGCCUCCACUGUUCCAAGGCCUUCAGGCAGCGGAAGAACCUGAGAGAGCAUUUAAGAACUCAUACGGGAGAGAGGCCUCACAAGUGCGACCGGUGCACCGCUUCGUUUGCCAUGCGGGGCCACCUGAAAGCCCACGUCCGUACUCACACCGGUGAAAAACCUUUCGAGUGCACAAUCUGUCUGAAGGCGUUUUCCCAAUUCUCAACCCUUGCAAGACACUUGCGGAUGCAUACGGGGGAAAGGCCUUUCAAGUGCCUUCACUGUUCCAAGGCCUUCAAGCAGCAUAAGGACUUGAGCGAGCAUCUACGAAGUCACACGGGAGAAAGACCUCACAAAUGUGACCAGUGUACUGCGUCGUUUGCUAGGCGGAACCACCUGAUUGAACACGUCCGUACACACACGGGCGAAAAACCUUAUAAAUGCACAGUCUGUUCGAAGGCAUUCGGCCAAAGCUCGGCCCUCAAAGUCCACUUGCGGAUGCACACCGACGAAAAACCUUACAUAUGCUUGGAUUGUUCCAAGUCCUUCAAGCACCUCAGUAGCCUGCACAAACACCUGCGAACUCACACACCUACAAACUCAGAUUUGAAAGCGCCCGCCUAAAUGUGCAACCGCAGGCACCGCAAGACAUAUUGCUAUUUGGGAUGUCUUAGGCAAGCUGUGAACUUUAUAUUCGCAUGGUGUUUCGCUAACUGGGCCAUUUCUUCACUAACUGGGCCUCAAACUUCGGGACGCACCCACAUCUGUUACAGUCCACGGCCAGAUUUUCCGAGAGUGACGUUGUCAGUAAGAUCGUCACCCUCGGGAAAUCUGGCAGUGCACUAGAACAGAUGCGGGUGUGUCCUGAAGUUUGACAACACCAUUAUCUUAGCCACAAACCGAAACAAAACUACAAGAGAGAUAACCAAAGCGUUUUUCAAGAUGGAGUGUGUUGAAGGUACGUGUGUCAGCGCUCCAUCGAUAGCCCUGUUUGACUCUGAGGUGGCGUUUUUAAAAUCUUUCGAAGAGUAAAUGGUACAUAGAUAAGCAUUGGUAUGAUGAUGUUGCAGUUCCUUCAUCACUUCUUCAUUUCACGGUGUAUAUAUAUAUGCUUUUUCCAUGAGUAAACUUCAGUCGCAAUCAUACCCAACUCAUGAGGGUCCUCACUCACCCUCAUCUUCACAGGUGAUGUGAGGGUGAGUGAGUUCUGAACCAGGAAAA